Callorhinchus milii (elephant shark) is the source of this 3762-nucleotide messenger RNA. It is a transcript of the gene usp4, whose product is annotated as ubiquitin specific peptidase 4 (proto-oncogene). The transcript has 22 exons. Gene Ontology annotation, biological process: protein deubiquitination. The record is from RefSeq and is a predicted model, not a curated record. Gene Ontology annotation, molecular function: cysteine-type deubiquitinase activity. The coding region runs from base 109 to 3045 and encodes 978 amino acids. NCBI's taxonomy places the organism in Eukaryota, Metazoa, Chordata, Chondrichthyes, Chimaeriformes, Callorhinchidae.
GGCGAGGAGAAGUCACGUGGGCUGGGGGCGGAGUCACGCUUCGGCUUUCUAGAAGGUACGCGAAUAGCGGCGCGCGGGCGAGCUCGGCCGGCGCUGAGGGAGGGAGUAAUGGCGGAAGGUGGCGUCCCGGAUCUGGAAACCCAGAAGAAUGAGAUCGGGAACUUAUUGAAAACACUGCUCAAAAAGGGAGAUUCGUGGUACCUGAUAGACAGUAGGUGGUUUAAACAAUGGAAGAAAUAUGUGGGUUUCGACAGCUGGGACAUGUACAGUGUAGGAGAACGUGGGAUGUUUCCUGGCCCAAUUGAUAAUUCUGGGCUUUUUGCAGAUGUAGAGUCGCAGGCCUUGAAGGAGCACCUUAUUGAUGAGCUGGAUUAUGUCUUGGUUCCAACUGAAGCUUGGAACAAGAUGGUCAGUUGGUAUGGUUGUGUUGAGGGUCAGGAGACCAUAGAACGAAAGGUGGUUGAGCAUGGAAUGUUUGUAAAGCACUGUAAGGUGGAGGUUUACCUUCUAGAACUGAAACUCUGUGAGAACAAUAAUAUGAACAAUGUGGUGACGCGUCAUUUCAGCAAAGCAGAUACAAUAGAUACAAUAGAAAAAGAGAUGCGAAAGCUAUUCGAUAUCUCAGCAGAAAAGGAAACAAGGUUGUGGAAUAGGUACAUGACAAAUACGUACGAACAGCUCAAUAAGCCAGACAAUACCGUGCAAGAUGCUGGUCUCUACCAGGGACAGGUGUUAGUAAUAGAACUGAAGAAUGAUGAUGGAACAUGGCCGAGGCAAGCAUCUCAAACUAAAUCCAGCACUGCCACCAGCAGAAAUUUAUCUACCUCUCCAAAAUCCUUGAAUAGCUGCAGCUCUUAUUCGCCCUUGUCCUCCUCUCCUGCGGUGUCCAAUGGUGACAACAGCAACUCCAGCUAUACAUUAAACAGUUCCAGCUCCACCAGAGGGUCAAGUGGAUACAGUUCUUCAUCAUACAGCUGUUCCUAUAAUUGCAGAGAAUCACAUUCACAAACCCAGCCAGGCCUUUGUGGUCUUAGUAACCUUGGCAACACAUGUUUCAUGAACUCAGCAUUACAGUGCUUGAGUAAUACCGGUCCAUUGACUGAUUACUUCCUACAAGGCAAGUAUGAAGAUGAACUGAAUCGAGAGAAUCCAUUAGGCAUGAGGGGAGAAAUUGCUGAAUCUUAUGCUGAGCUUAUCAAACAGAUGUGGUCAGGGAGAAACUCUUAUGUGGCACCACGAAUGUUCAAAACACAGGUUGGACGUUUUGCCCCCCAGUUUUCAGGGUACCAGCAGCAGGACUCUCAAGAGCUGCUUGCAUUUCUUUUAGAUGGUUUACACGAAGAUUUAAACCGUGUGAAGAAAAAACCUUAUUUAGAAUUAAAAGAUGCUAAUGGUCGAGAGGAUGAGGUAGUAGCUAAAGAAGCAUGGGAAAACCACCGGUUAAGAAACGACUCUAUCAUUGUAGACAUCUUCCAUGGGCUUUUCAAAUCCACACUUGUGUGCCCAGAAUGUUCCAAAAUUUCUGUUACAUUUGAUCCAUUCUGUUACUUAACUCUUCCACUACCUAUGAAGAAGGAUCGCACAAUGGAAAUCUUCUUUGUUCGGGCAGACCCAAAAUCUAGGCCAAUUCAGUGUAGAAUUAUUGUCCCGAAGAUGGGUGCAGUUACUGACCUAUGCAUCGCCCUUUCUCAAAUCUCAGGAGUUCCUGCAGAAAAGAUGAUAGUUACUGAUGUUUAUAAUCAUCGGUUCCACAAAAUGUAUCGACAGGAUGAAGCUUUGACCCACAUUAUGGACAGGGAUGAUAUUUUUGUUUAUGAAGUACCUGGUAUUGGUGAGGAAGAUACAGAGAGCACAAAAUGCAUCAGUCUACCCAUUUACUUUCGUGAGAAAAAGUUUCGAUCCUCAAAUACACCUGCAAGCACAAUUCUGUUUGGCCAGCCUUUAUUGGUUUCUGUUCCAAAAGAUAACCUUACUGUGGAUAAUCUAUAUGACCUUGUGCUUGCACGAAUUUCACGUUAUGUGAAACAAACACGAAAGGAAGAAUGUGAAAACAAUAGCUGUGGGUCUCAGAGCACAGACAAUGGGCAUUGCAGUCGGUCAAAUGGUUUAAAUGAUGAAGGUGAAGAGGAGAUGGAUCACCAAAAUGUAAGCGGAGAAAACCAAGAAGCUAGCUCUGAACCAGAAAACCAGUCUGAUGGGUCUGGAGCCGAUGAGAAUGACAAGGUGGAAAAUGGUCCCACCAAACUCCCCACCAAAGAAAGUACACAGAAUUGUAAAAAGAAAAUAUUUAACUUUAAUGUAGUGAAUGCCUAUGGCACCUCAGAUCUCAACUCCAUUACAGCAGAUGGGAAGUUUCUAAAGUUAAACUCACAUUCCACAAUUGCUAUAGAUUGGGAAACACAAAUCAAACAGCUGCACUAUGAUGAUCAAGAAGCAGAAGCAUAUGAAAAGCAUGAAAGUAUGUCACAACCACAGAAGAAAAAGAGCUCAGUUGCACUAAGGGAGUGUAUAGAUCUAUUUACAACCAUGGAAACCUUGGGAGAGCAUGAUCUUUGGUACUGUCCUACCUGUAAGAAGCACCAGCAGGCCACUAAGAAAUUUGAUUUAUGGUCACUACCAAAGAUUCUUGUUGUACAUUUAAAGCGUUUCUCAUACAACAGAUACUGGAGAGACAAACUUGAUACUUUAGUGGAUUUUCCUAUAAGGGAUCUGAACAUGUCUGAGUUUGUCUACAACCCCAAGGCAGGCCUCUGCAUUUAUGACCUUGUUGCAAUAACCAACCACUAUGGAGGAAUGGGUGGAGGCCAUUACACAGCUUAUGCUAAAAAUCAGAUAGAUGGCCAGUGGUAUUACUUUGAUGACAGCAGUGUAUCAGCAGCUUCAGAAGAUCAGAUUGUGACAAAAGCAGCUUAUGUUCUCUUCUACCAGCGUAGAGAGCCUAGUAACCAUCACAAUAGCCCAUCUGCUUCAUUGAGUGCUCCCGCUGAAGAGAAUGGCGAGGACAGUGUGAAAAAUGACCAAGAGGUCAAAAUGGACACCAACUGAGCUAGAAACAUGAUCUGCCUACUAGAAUUAUAUCAACUGUUAUUGGACUAUGCUGCUCUCUAUAUCAGCACCAGCUGCCUUCAAAAAUACACAAACAAAACCUCUUGGUGAUGCCAUUUUUUAAAAAAAAACAGAUCUGAAUGGUAAGGUGCACAAAAUUUAACGACAGUUGCUUAGCUGUUCUGCCCUGGUGCAGAAUCUUCUAUUGAUUUGACUGAAGUGAAUUGAUGAACAAUACAAUAUUGUAAAAUAAACUGCUUUAGAAAUUUUUAAAAUCGAGCUUGCUCUUCUGCUACUUGUUUUUUUCCUUUUGGGAAGGGUUGCAAUUUUGUUUCCGUCACCAGCUCCAUAUCAGAUUAAUUUGCUAUCCCAUUUUGAGUUCUGGCACAAUUCCUUAUUGAUAUAACGCUAUUCAACUGCAUGAGUGGCAUCUAACCUGCAUUCAUGCAUUAUUAAAUUGUAGCACAGCACUGGUUUAUUUGUGAUUUAGCAACUGUGACUGUCAUUAACAUUUGAUACUGUAUUAUAAUGGCACAUAAACAGGUUUCCCAGCCACCGAUUUUCAGAUUCUAAUCUAAACCAGGUUAAUAUUGCUGGUGUGUAUUGUAAAUUUCACGUCCGUUUCUAUUAGUCUUAUUUUUUUGCGCAAUUUGGUGCUUUUGUAAGUGGCUGGUUUUAAUACACCUCUCAUCAAUAAAGAUCCGUGUUUGGAGCUGA